CAGAAACUAGGGGGGCCCGGUAUGGUGCUACGACGCAUCCUACUAGGGAUGUGCCUUAUACAGUUUGCUAUCACUGCGUACUUAGCACUGUGCAUCUACAAUUCGGCCUAUUCAAGUGUCAAAGGAGUGAAAAAUUUGCCGCAGUUGAAAGCUCAGCGCAACAAAGAUGGAACAGAUCGUAAACAACCUGCUAAGAAAAAUGGGGAGUUUGACAUUGGGGAGAACCAGGCAGCAAUUGUCAUGGCUCAGCAAGAUGUCAAGCCUCAUGUUGUUCGUGAUAUCGAGGUGAAGUGGAAUGAUGCCGCACAAGCAAAACUGCUUGCCUCUGUAGAUAUUCCUGUGGUAGAAGUGUGGGGGAAAGCUGCAAUAGGAUCCUACUUAUGGCAGCAUAUCCUGGAAGGUGAAGAAAGUUUAGAUGAAACAAUGCCUGGUGCUACUGUUGGGGAGUUGCGAAUGCCUGCAUUUGUACUCAGAUAUAGAUCAGGCCCUGGUGUCAUCCCGGAAACUGUACCACGUGAUGUAAAAUACCUCGUUCUGGUUGUAAAUGGUCGCACUCCAGAGAAGAUAAAGGAUGCAAAACAGUGGCUAAAUGAAUUGAAGAUGUGGGACAUGCCACCUGAAAUUUUGUUAGUUAUGCUGGGAAAUGAGAAGUGUGAUAAUGAAUGGGUGCUCAAUUAUGUGUCACCAAAGGGUCCGGUUGUAACUGUUCUGCUGACCUAUGAUGACCCAAGAGUAGAUCAGAAGAUUUUUUACCAGUGGCCUCUUGGUGUUGCAACAUACAGACAGUUUCCUGUCAUAGAAGAAGAGCAGGUAUCUCCAGAGGCUCCUAGAAAGUAUGUGUGUAACCUGAGGGUAACACUUCAUCCAAACUCCUCUAGAAUAGCCCUUCAUAAGUUCCUGAAAAAUGAUGGCUAUGCUUCCAACAACUGUUUCAUAUCAGUCAGAGAAAAAUGGUUGCCAAAUGAAACACCUGAAUCAAUGAAUGAGUAUGUUUGGUCUCUGCUGCAGUCGGAUCUCACACUUUCUCCGGCUGGGAUGAACACAGAAACCUAUAGAGUAUAUGAAGCAAUGUCAGCUGGAAGUACACCUGUAAUAGAAGAUGUAGCAACCCCAGGCCAUUGUGACACAUCCCCAUGGAGGUUGCUUAAGAAACAUGGUCCUCCAGCAAUCUUUGUCAAGUCAUGGGAACAGUUACCCAAAAUUCUCGCUAAAGAACGCAGAUUCAGCAAGCAGUACAAGGCUCUUCGUAGAUUACGUGUGUUCCAGUGGUAUGAAUGGUUCAAGCUUAAAAUGAGGGACAGGUUCAUCGCCAUUAUAUCAUCUAAUCUAAUACAUCACGGCUGAAGGAACAGUAAACUUUUGGUUCUUACCUUGGAUUCUCUCUCUCUACUUUUUAUUAAAUGGUAGAGAGGUUUUUACCUAGUCUGUAAAUGCUUUUAUGUGACUGUGAAGUCUUUUAAUGGUUUCUUGUGUCAAGAAACUAUAGUUAUGAAUUAUGUUAAAGAUAAUAGAAUGUGUUUGGGAAAGUUAAGAAUGCAGUUACUGCUGGUGCCAUACAGGUUUUGUUCAAAGUAAUUAUGCUAUAUCUCUUUUUUCCUUGUCACCUAUAUUUGGAAAGGACAUACACAGACAUAUGCACACACAGACAUUCAGACAUAGACAUACACACUUAGACAUAACAUGCAGACAUGAAACAUUUAUGAAAUGUAGACACAACAUACAGACAAUUGGCAGUUAUGACAUGCAGACAUGACAGAGACAAAACAGGAAGAUAUAACAAACAUACACAGACAAACAAAUUCACAUUCACACACACAGACGCUGUCACUCACCCAACUAGUCAUUCAUUCAUUCAUUCAUUCACUCACUCACUCACGCUGCAGUUCAUGUGUCCAGUACUUUCAGGUUGGUUAUUUUUUCAUACAGCAACUUGUAACAUGACCUACUAGUUGAUAAAAAAUAAGACAGUGACACAAAGCAACAAUUUUCAUACAUCCCAAAUUAAUGCAGCUGCUGGACACAUUUAACAAAGUCAGCUCAAAUAUCUACCUACCUUUGAAUGGUAGGAAGACUGUAAUGUGAAUUGUGGAUAUUGUGCUAUUUGCACCACCACGUUCACAGCUGAGUCAUAAAGGGCUUCUGUGUCCUUGAAACUUUUGAGGUAUUGAUUCACUUUGAGUUACGACUAAGAAAAUGGCAGGAUUUAUUUAAUGUUUUUGCUGUUUCAGCAUCUUUUUAUAGGUGAAGUAACCACUGACACAUUAACUAUCUGGGAUGUGAAAUGUUUCAAAUAUAUUCCUGUGUUGUAUACAUCUAAUGUCCCAAAAACUUUUAAGCAAUAACUGGUGUGUGAAAACCAUUCAUGUUUAAAAAUUUGCUAAUUAGCAACUCAGCUCAAAGGAGUAACAAGUUUUCUUAUCACAUAAAUAUGAAGUCAUUUAGUGGGAAACUCAGUUGUUAGGGUUGCAAUAAGUGAGCUACAUGUGUUUCUAGGACCAGUGAAAAGUGAUCUAGGAUGAGCAAGAGAAUUUAUGUAGCAGCUCAGGUAAUUGUUGUAGCUAAUGUAAAGAUUAAUAUUUACAUUGUCCAAAUAAGUUCAUUAAUUUAGGAUGUGUGAGGUUAUAUAUACUGCAAAUAGUAUAGGUUUAAUUAAUUUUGUCAUAAAGCAGUUGUAGAUGUUUACAGGUAUGUACAUAUUGAAUCCAGUAUUUGUCCUGUAAAUCUUGAAUCUAGGAAGAAUUUGUUACUGAGCAUAAAGUCUAUAUUGAGCUUUUAAUUAUAGUAUUGGUUGAAUGUUUUAUACAGUGAUUAAAAAAGGUUGACAUAUAGACCUCAGAAGUUACACCUCCUAGAAAAAAAUCUCAGUGCAAGUCUUCUUUUAUAGAUAGUAUAUUAAUAUUUGAGCAAAUAACUAGUACUGCACAUGGUAUGUAAUAGUAAAAGGCAAUCUGCCCUUGCUUAUGAAGACUAUUGGGAAAAAGAACUUGAAAGAUGCUUAAGAUAGUGUCAGAUCAGUUGUAGGUGUACUUUGAGUAUGGAAAUAGGAUAUGCAAAAUUACUACUGAAUCACACUUAAAACUUUAAGCUUGCUUUGUGCACAUGUAGAAAGUAUGUGAAAGUUGAAAACACUGUUUCUGUUAUGUCUACAACCAAAGAGUGACAUUACACCUCUAUUUUAGAGUACUCUAUGAUAUAUAAUAUAUAAAGUUCAAAUGCUUACAAUAAGUUGUUGUAUGAUUAGUUCACAAUAUGUUGACAGACACCUGUAUUAGUUUAGUAAUAUUUUUUUUUAUUAAUGCAUCCUAUAUAUGUUGCUGUGAUUAAUGCUGUGAUAUAAAAGUAGAUUUACUGUUUGAAUAAUCCAUUUUCAUUGAUUAUUGCACAUGAACACAAGACACCACAGAAAGGAUUUGUAUUGAUCUAAUUGUUAAUCAUUUAUAGUAAGUGGUAUUUAAAUUUUUAUGCAUUUUUUGUUUGCUUGUUUGAGUAAAGGUAAUUUUUUGUUUUGUGUUAAAUUAUGGUAGAUUUUCAAAUGUUCAGCUGUUUGAAAUUGAUGCUAUGAGAAACUGAAAAGACCCGUCAUCAAACAGCAGUUAACCCAGUAAUACCGGUAUAUUUUGAAGCCAAAAAUAAAAGUUUACAGGUGGGUACAAAAUUGGCGCUUGGGGCUGGCCUGAACUCUGCCUCUCUGCCGGCCGUGGCCCGCUGCUGAGUCGGAGUGUGAGCCUCAAUACAAUGUCACACCGGCGGGAUGCCCGGCAAUUUUUUUUUUUUUUUUUUCGGGUGUCUCAUAUGGGUGUCACCCAUCGUAAAUUGAUUAAACUAACAAUAAACAGCAGCAAAAAAAAAAAAUCCUGUUAAAUAAUAAGUAAAGUAACAGAUAGUCAUACAAAAGACAGGUACUGUUAACUUCCAAAAAUGGAAUUUGAAAUCCUGCUGUCAGUUAAAAAUGUAGCUGAUAUUAAUGCAAGGCCUUUGUGAAGAAGAAUAUGUGGGAACAAAAGUAAUGUAGCAUGGAGAAGUGUCCUGAGGCAGGAUUACAAAGCUAUCCAGAGGCCCUCUUAUGGCAAGGAAUGUUUGAGAAGCUUCAAAUACUUCCAUGUGGUGUGUGAAAGACUGCAGAAACUGGCCAGACCCUACACAGACUCAUUAAACAUUCCUAAUGGAGCAGAUGUAACAUAGAAGUGAGCUAGGGAGGCAUGUUGAGAUCUUUACUUUAUGACCAAUUGCAUGUCUGGAGAAUGAUGAUGUUCUCAAAUACAUUUAAGUUAAUGUGAAAAAAAUUGGUUGCUUGCUUUUAAAAUCCCCCACAAAUAAAAAAAAAAAUCAAUAAUUCAGAAAUUAAUACUAGCUGAAUAUAAGGACAGCCUUAGUUAAUUUAUUAUGUAUUACCAGUCCACCUUGUACAAUUUUUUGUAUUGCUUUAAGAUUAACUCCUCAUGGAUGGGCAUAUUUUAAGAAAACAUUUGCUUAAUAUUAUAUAUACACCUCUACUCACCCUAUUCCCCAGUCAAAUUCAUUUUCCAGUCUCUCCAAUUCUCCAAUCUCUACCAUUUCACCAAUACCUGUAGCUCCUUACUUUUUUGUCGCACCAGGCAACCUAAACGUUCCACUCCACCCUCUCCUUCUACAUCCUCUACAACACCCUCUUGUUAUGCUCCUCAGAUAUCUAACUCAUCUCCAUUUCACAAGAGAACUUUUGUUUCUCAGUCCUCUUCGCCCAAUUCCCCUCCAGAAACCUUUGAAGACAUCCCAAACUUCCUAAAGAUGACCCAAUGGAACACUCCACUCCCUCAUCCAACCCCCAAUCCCUCUGUUCCUACUCCUUAUACAUUUAUUAUUUGCAGAUAUCCAUCCUCCUCCUCCUCAACUUCCCUCCAGCCCCCUUCCUCCAUCCUCCCAACAUACCCCACCCUCUCUACCACUCACACCUAAAUACUCACACGCUUUUCCUGUCACAACAGCAUGCUUCUGCAGUUCCCUCUCCUCCAGACAUUCUUCCUGAUACUUCACCACCUUCCCAAGUCCCCCUUUUCUCAUCCCCUGGAUUAUUCUCCUACUUCUCCAACAGCCACCUCUUGUUUUCCUGUAACAAUAUCCCUAUUCCUUCC
Molecule: messenger RNA, 5111 nt
Organism: Penaeus vannamei (Pacific white shrimp)
Lineage: Eukaryota; Metazoa; Arthropoda; Malacostraca; Decapoda; Penaeidae
Source: RefSeq, a predicted model, not a curated record